GGGAGUUCUGCGACGCUCAGGUUGGAAACAGUUGCAGCCACGACUACGCGAAGGGCAGGUUCAGAAGGAGCAUCUUUGGAAAUGGGUGUUCAAGACCGGCCCCAGUGUUAUUUUGACGUUGAAAUCAAUCGAGAGCCAGUUGGGCGCAUUGUCUUCCAGCUUUUUUCGGAUGUCUGUCCCAAGACAUGUACAAAUUUUCUUGGCUUGUGCACAGGUGAGAAAGGAAGAGGAAAAACAACAGGGAGAAAGCUGUGUUACAAAGGCUCCACCUUCCACCGCAUUGUUAAAAACUUCAUGAUCCAGGGUGGGGAUUUCAUUGAAGGUAAUGGAAGAGGAGGUGAAUCGAUAUAUGGCGGCUAUUUUGAAGAUGAAAACUUUGUUCUCAAACAUGACAGAGCAUUCCUUUUAUCAAUGGCAAACCGAGGCAAAGACACGAACGGGUCACAGUUUUUCAUAACUACAAAAACAGCACCUCAUCUGGAUGGAGUUCACGUUGUCUUUGGGCUGGUUAUCUCGGGAUUUGAGGUGAUAAAGCGCAUUGAGAAUCUGAAAACGGACGCUGCCAGCAGACCCUACGCAGAUGUCCGGGUGAUUGAUUGCGGACAGUUAACAAAGCCUGCCAGCGAUGUGCUGGAGCGCAGAAAGAUCUCUCCGCAUUCGUGGGAUUCUUCAUCGUCUUCUCCCACCUCGGAGUCCCAGAGCGACACAGAGGAGAAGCCACCGCCACCGCGCAAGCGCAAACGCAGAUCCAGAAACAAGCAUCUAAACAAGAGAAGGAAGGAGGGGAAGAGAAGAGGAAGCAGCAGCAAGAGGCCCCCGGCAAGCCAAGCAAGCUUCUGUGAACAGGAGAAUGCUGAUGAUGAAAAGGGGAAGGAUUUGAAUGUGACGAGAGAGAAGCCUGUGGUGCGGCCUGAAGAAAUCCCCCCCGUGCCAGAGAACAGGUUCUUACUGCGCAGGGACAUGCAGAUACACAAGACAGAGCCGGCACAUCUGGCUCUAUCGGCAGCUCUAGGUGAUCAGAAGCCAGCCAUCACAAAAUCUGGACGCAAAAUCAAAGGCAGGGGUACAAUGAGAUAUCACACUCCUCCUCGGUCACAGUCUCGCUCACAAUCUCAAGAUGAUGAUGAUGAUGAAGAUGAGAAGAGCAGCGAGACCCCGCCUCACUGGAAAGAGGAAAUGCAGAGAACAAAAAUCUACCAGCCUCCCAGUGGAGAGAAGUGGAGUAAAGGGGACAAGCUGAGUGAUCAUUGCUUAAGCAGAUGGGAUGGCAAAAGUGCAUCCCCAUGGUCAAGGUCUCGGUCACAUGAUCACUGCUCUGAUCACAGCACCGAGAGAUCCAGCCAAAACAGAAGACGCAGAAGGGAAAAGAAGAGAAUAAAACACAGAAAGAAGUCUAAAAGGCAAAAGCAUUCAAAAAAGCUGAAAAUACCUAAAACUAAACCAAAAACAGAUUCAACACCUCACAAGACAGAGUCGUCCCGUUCUUCAAGCAGGAAAUCCAAGCUUUCUGUUAAGCGUGAAAGAAGAUCUCGAUCUUGCACGAGAUCCUCGAGACAUUCCUCCAGACGAGACUGUUCAGGUUCUGACAAGAUCCGCCGUUCCUCACCAUUAUCCAGAGACUCUUCCUCCUUUUCCAGAUCAAAAAGCAGAUCAAGAUCCUAUUCUAGAAGCAGAACUAGAUCAAGAACGAGGUCUAGAUCCUUGUCAAGGUCUAGAAGCAGGUCAAUAUCAAGAUCACGUAAGAGGACACCAUCGAGAUCGCCUAGAAAUACACGCUCAAAUGAGAACAAUAAAAGCCAAGUUGAUCCCCCUAAAAAAAACACACAAACAAAUGAGAAUGUUUUACCAAAUGCUGUCUCUGAGAGUGUUCCUGCGUUACCCAUGAGUGAUAGCCCCCCACCUUCAAGGUGGAAACCAGGUCAAAAGCCUUGGAAACCUUCCUAUGUCCAUGUUCAGGAAGUCAAAGCCAAAACUCCAGCUCUACUUGCACAAUCGAGUUACACAGUAAAGAACAGCAAGGAGAAUUCCCAGUCUUCAUCAUACCACGACCGGCACAGACAUUCAGACAGUGAGAGAAGUGUUUACUCAAGCAAUAGGAGCUAUAACUAUAAGAGGAGGUCCAGGACCCGGUCUUCAAGAAGUAGAUCAUACAGGAGAUCGUACAGUAGAUCAAGAAGUAGAGCUCGUUCCAGCUCAAGGUCACGCACUCCAGUAAAGUAUCACAGCCGUUCAUCAACCUACAGCAGAUCCAACUCCUACGAUUCCUAUAGUUAUAAAACAAAGGCAAAAUCUAAUUCCAGAGAGAGAAGUGUCAAACAUUACAGCACAGUUCAAGAAAGUAGCCCUGAAGCUAAAUUUGAUGACGGGUGUUUAGAUAACAGAAAAGAACUAAAAGGAGAAAAGGAAAAUCACAGAUUGUACUCCUCUGAGUAUUCUACCGACAGCGAGAGAAGCAAUGUGAAAAAAAAUAAAAAGCAUGAUGCGGACACAAAGAAGCAAAACAGUAAAUCGCAUUCUCAAUCGGAAGCCAACAGCAUUAAAAUAUCUGAGCCAAAACAGGAGAAACAUAAUACAGGUUCUUUUAGGGAGGAUCGGAAAUCAAAGUCUGGGUGGGACAGUGAUAGUGAUCAUUCAAAAAAAGAGCCAGGUGUUGAAGACAGAUCAUCUGAAUUCCAGCAGCUCAAAUCUGGCAGGACCGAUGAAAAGACUAGUAGCAGGAAGGAGUUUCUCAGCAGCAAAUGGGAUUCGGAAGAUCACUCAGAAACUGAAGAGAAAAAGAUCAUCAGAGGCGGUUCAGCGUAUUCAAGCAAAGAAGAAGGUGAAGCUAGCUCGGGAUCUGAUAGCGAAGGCGGUCACUCUAAAAGCAGCAAAGUGAGCACAAAGUUGGCUUGUCUGUCACCUGCAAGUUCAGAGACUGAUGUGAAAACGACCUCAAAGAAACAGACUUCAGUUGCUGCUGAAAGUUCACUUUUGAGUUCAGGAAGUGAGAAGGUAAUGCCUAAGAAGAAAGCAAAACGCAAACGUAAGCACAAGAAACGAAGCUCGACAAAGGCAGGGUCCAGAAGAGGAAAGACCAAAUCCAAGGGUAAGAAAUCCAAAAAAAAAAAACAGAAACCCAAGGAGACUUUCCACUGGCAGCCUCCUCUGGAGUUUGGGGAAGAGGAGGAGGAGGAAAGGCCAGAAGAUAAUGUGAUUGUAAAACAGGUCAUGAAGGAAAGUCUGUUAAAAGUUAUUGGGGAGACUGUGGUUAAACACAAAGAAAGUAAAAGCAAUGCUGAGGAAACUCUCAAAACACCCAAAGAAAAUAUCCAAUCAGGUGCAGCUUCUCAGAGGGCUCAAGAACAGUCAACCAAAAAUGAAAAAGAAUCAAAGCAAUCACCAAGGAAUGUCAAGAGACCAAGACGAGGUGAAAGUACAGAAGCAGAUUCCAGCAAAGCUGAUGGUAAAGAGCAUGCUGUGGAGUUCCCAGGGAAAACAGAGCAAUCUGAUGAUAGUAUGGAGAUCUGUACCCCAGAGCAGAACUCUCCUGAAAGGGACUAUGCAAAAACUACAGCGCAGCAGGGCUCCCCAUUAAAAGAGCUUGUCCUUCCUGCAAACAGAGACAUCGGGAAUGCUUUAAACACAACUGCAGUAGAAGCAUUAAAGAUGGAGCCACAUCCGAUGAAUAGCAGAGCCUCUUCUAAAGUGUUCAUAAGCAAUGAUUCAGGGGGUGAAAGUGAUAAAAAAGCACAAAAUGAAUUGCAAUGUUUAACUAUUGACCCAAAGUGGAAGCCUCUGAAAGAUCUUUCUAAUCAGCAGCCAGUCAGCACUAUGAAUGCUGUGGAAGUUAAAAGCACAGACACCCCAGAUUGUGUGGAGACCAAGCCCCAGGGCCUCAGAAUAGAGAUUAAAAGCAAGAGUCGGGUCCGACCUGGAUCUCUUUUUGAUGAAGUUCGAAAGACGGCCAGGCUGAAUCAAAGACAGAGGAACCAAGAGAGCUCAAGUGAGGAGAGAUCUCCUUCCGUAGAGGAUAAAAGCAAGUCCCGGAGCCGAACCAGAUCACCCAGCAAAUCUGGAUCGAGCCAGCGAACACGCUCAAGAAAGAGAUCACUGUCCUCCAGCCACUCGCGGACUCGAUCAAGGAGUUCCACUUAUUCCUACAGGUCUAGAAGCUACACUAGAAGUCGCAGUAGGAGAAGGUACAGUCGGGGUCGAUCAAGGACUUGGAGCAGCACUGACCGGAGUUACAGAAGACACAGCCACAGCAGUAGGACCUACAGCAGAAGCCGGUCCAGGAGCAGGUCUUCUGAUCGGCACAGAAGAUCCAGGUCCGUCACAUAUGACAGCUACUACAGCAGAAGCAGGAGUCGAAGCAGCAGGAGACGGACAAGUGACAGCUACCGAAGGUCCCGGAGCUACGAUCGCAGUUCCAGGUCAUACUGCUCUUAUAGUAGAAGUGACCGCAGUUACUCCCGCCGGCGAAGUCACAGCUGAUGGAAGAGAAACAGAGCUCACGGCUAUUCAUUGGGUACAAGGAAAGAAAUAUGUUUGCGUAUCUGCUUGUGUAGAUAACAGAAACAUGCAGAACAGUAGAUUAUCAGUACAUUUUAAUAAGAGAUCUAUUACACAGUGAGAAACGGGGUAAACCACAUAACCUGUUCACCAGUGUAAAAUAGAUGUGUGUAAAUCAUUUUAUACAACAUUGUUUUAAUUUGUUUCUUGGUUUGUGCAUUUUAGACUGAAAGAAUGAAUGUAUUUACAGUAUAUUCAACAUGUUUAAUCCUCUGUCAAUUUAAUCUGGUCAGAUUUUCUAACAGCAAAUAUUCCAUAGUUCAGAUGUUGGUGGGGCAAUGUUUUUCUUCACGCUUUGCACAGGAAGUUCUUGAAGAGGUCUUUCAGCUGUCAGAGCUGGAGGGAAUGCAUCAUGAAAGCACCUUUUUUGGUUUCUUUGCAUUUUUUUUUCUUCUUACAAGUCGCUGAUUCCGUAUUCCCCUAGAUCUGGUUGACUAAUAAUUCAAAACAGUUGUAUAAUCUGUGAAGGACCCAACAACUUCUCAAAGUGCUUGUAUUGUUUGUGUAUAUAUAUCAUGCAGAAGUGAGGCUUAAUAAAGUUUUCACAUUA
This is a messenger RNA of Polyodon spathula (Mississippi paddlefish), 5101 nucleotides long. It is a transcript of the gene nktr, whose product is annotated as natural killer cell triggering receptor. Gene Ontology annotation, cellular component: nucleus. Gene Ontology annotation, molecular function: peptidyl-prolyl cis-trans isomerase activity. The coding region runs from base 82 to 4473 and encodes 1463 amino acids. The transcript has 17 exons. Lineage: Eukaryota; Metazoa; Chordata; Actinopteri; Acipenseriformes; Polyodontidae. Gene Ontology annotation, biological process: protein folding; protein peptidyl-prolyl isomerization. The record is from RefSeq and is a predicted model, not a curated record.